Molecule: messenger RNA, 5601 nt
Organism: Astyanax mexicanus (Mexican tetra)
Lineage: Eukaryota; Metazoa; Chordata; Actinopteri; Characiformes; Acestrorhamphidae
Gene: adra1aa
Product: adrenoceptor alpha 1Aa
Exons: 3
Coding region: 1347-2786 (479 amino acids)
Biological process (GO): adenylate cyclase-activating adrenergic receptor signaling pathway; cell-cell signaling; phospholipase C-activating G protein-coupled receptor signaling pathway
Cellular component (GO): membrane
Molecular function (GO): alpha1-adrenergic receptor activity
Source: RefSeq, a predicted model, not a curated record
UCCAGCUUUUCUUCUUGGUGCCUGUUGGAGAUGGUGGUGGUGCAGCAUGCCCAUCCCUGGGCCACCUGCUGGGCUGUGGUUCUGUGCGUAAAAGAGGAGGGGAGUCUGACAGUGAGUCAGUGUGGUGUCACCGUGCAGGAGGAGCUGCUUUUCCCAGACAUCAGCACUAUAACAGUCCCAGCAGAGCGCACCACACCACUACACUACAAUCUGCAUCUGCACGAGCGCACAGCGUUCGCUUCACGAGCACCAACUAACAGAAGAACACGGCAACACGGAUUCAGUACUUCAGAGCUUUUGGACUACAGGACGCAGAGACGCACGCAUAAGGGAGAAUCAACUGACUGGCAUCAUCUCUAUUACCAUGCACCUUAAGAGCCUCUUGCUGGAGCCGUGCCCAACUCUAUGAGACUGAAAGUGACCUGUUCUUCGGCCAAAAAUAACGGUCUCAGCUCCUGCCAAAAGGCUUUUAGUUCCGGUUUUAUUAUUCAACAAUAAGCAUGUUAUCUCUUUUCCGCCUGUAGCCAGACAGGAUUGCACAGUGGGCGGAAUUCAAAAGCAGCUCCGCGCUGUAGAUUUGGACCAUGACUUGGACGAUUUGCAUCACUACAUGUCAAGAAAAUGUUCCUUCAAUCAUGCGUACGGCUUCACAUUUGAGGACAGACGAGAAGUCAUUAACACGGCAAUAAAAAAGCAAACAACUCCUUGUGGAAUUUCACAAGAGGGAGCGGCGCAGACCAUUACAAGUGGCGUCUCUGAGUACCCUCGUAUCAGCGAACAGUUCUAGAAAUUGAUGGAUCUUUAGGCUUGACAAGAUGAUAUUUCGCGAAAAACAUUCUAGAGGACAUUGACAUGCAAUUGGAUUACAAGCGCAUUCUCCCUUCAAGUUCAAAAGUGAACUCGAAACAUGCAAUUUCUCUUCACCUCAUGUUGUCCUACUGCGUCCAUUCGUGAAGAAUGUCAAAACACUUGAGACAAAUUUAUGGCUUAGCCCUGCAGUUUUAUUGCACAGUUGAAAGUGUGUACCCGUACAGCGUACAGGAUGUUUAGUUCCUUUUGUGAAUUUCCUUGUACACAUUUGCUUGUUCUGAGGGCAGAUAGUUAAAAACUCAUCAUUUUGAGGUUCCGUCCUUCAUUGUGAAGAAUCACACCAGGCUUCAUCAACUUCAUCACAUUCCUAAUAGCUGUCAGAUGGAGAAUGAAAUGUAAAUGCACUGAUGCCCUCGCAGAGGGUAGCUAUCUGAGCAACUGACAUUUAAAACCUCCCUCUUUUGCGGACCAUUGAAAGGAAUCUUGUGAGCAGAGAAGUGUGAGUGAAGUGUGUUCAUCCAUCAGACCAUCACCAAAUGCCCGAACAUCGUGAACAGAUGGUUCUUCUUGGAGAGAACAUGACCCCAGGGAUUUCUGCCCAAAACUGCACCAACUGCAGCCAAGUCCUCGUGCCAGAGUUGAACGUCACGAAAGCUGUUGUUUUGGGCAUCGUCCUGGCCAUCUUCAUCGUGUUUGGGGUAAUGGGAAACAUCCUGGUCAUUCUGUCUGUAGCUUGUCACCGCAAUCUGAGAACUGUCACACAUUAUUUCAUCGCAAACCUGGCAGUGGCUGACCUUCUCUUGAGCUCCACCGUGCUUCCUUUCUCUGCUAUCUUUGAAAUGUUGGGCCACUGGGUCUUUGGCAGGGCCUUUUGCGAUGUUUGGGCAGCCAUGGACGUCCUGUGCUGCACAGCAUCCAUUAUGAGCUUGUGUGCGAUUUCUGUAGACCGUUACAUUGGGGUCAGUUAUCCUCUACGCUAUCCAACUAUUGUGACAGAACGCAGAGCAUUGCUGGCACUAAUGGGAGUUUGGGCUCUGUCCAUCACUAUUUCAGUCGGGCCACUCUUUGGCUGGAAGGAGCCGGCGCCUGAGGAUGAGACUGUCUGCAAAAUCACAGAGGAGCCUGGUUAUGCCAUCUUCUCAGCGGUGGGCUCCUUCUAUCUUCCCCUGGUGGUGAUCCUGGUUAUGUAUUGCCGCGUGUACGUCGUGGCCCGCAGGGAGACACGAGGCCUCAGAAAGGGGCAGAAGACUGAAAAGUCUGAUCAUGCGGAAGCGGUGACCUUACGGAUACACCGUGGUAACACUUCAGCUUCAGAGGACGAGGCUUUGAGGAGCCGAACUCACUUUGCCCUCCGACUGCUCAAGUUCUCAAGAGAGAAAAAGGCUGCCAAGACUCUGGGCAUCGUGGUUGGGUGUUUUGUCCUCUGCUGGCUACCGUUCUUUCUGGUGUUGCCCAUUGGCUCCAUCUUCCCAGCCUACAGACCCUCAGACACAGUCUUCAAGAUCACCUUCUGGCUUGGCUACUUCAACAGCUGCAUCAACCCCAUCAUCUACCCCUGCUCCAGCCAGGAGUUCAAGAAAGCCUUCCUGAGCGUGCUGGGCGUGCACUGCCUGCGCCGCACCCCCACGCCCACCCACCACCUCUACCAAGGCCACGCUGCCGGCCACGGCCAGUCGCAGCUCCUCUCCUUGAACCUGGAGAGCCGCCCCUACCCGUCCCGCCUCAGUCACUCCUCCUCCAUGGCCCUGUCCCGCACACCCUCGUCCCGGGACGGCCGGGGGUGGCAGGCGCCGUCCCGGGCCUCCUCAGUGGGGGUGAAUGCCGGGGCUAAAGUGGCUGGCGUGUGCAGUAAAAACCUGUUGAGGACGUGCUGCUGCGUAGGAGCGGAACAGACUCGGACUCAGCCUCCCGGCGGCUCUCUCCCCAUCAUUAAGAUCCAUCAGCUCUCUCUGUGUGAGAACGGGGACGCAGUGUAGGCUGUGGAGUGUGAAGUACCUUCUGUCCCACCAUAAAUAUUCAAUGAAUACAUGCACAGAAUAUUUUCAAAAAUACGAUAGCUGAUCUUAAGUGUAUCCUUUAAUGCUCAGCAUAAUAUACAUUUGGAUUAUUAUGUGAUUUUAGGUUAUAAUAACAAUUAUAAUAUUCAAAAUUCUGUAUUUAAUACAGAGUGAAUUAUGAGUAUGUGAAGUAUAUUAUGUUAAAUAAUUAAGAUAUCUCCUUUUCUAUUAAUUAACACAUACAUGGUAUUAACUGAACGUUUACAAUAAGCUAUGCCAACUCAUGUUUAUAUAAGUUUUAAAUGCUUUUUUCCAUCACUGGUGAUAAAUGUGACUUUUUAGAGUUGUUUUUCACAGUAUGUGCCUAUUUACCUGUUUAAAGAAAGAGGAAAAUCAGUAAGUCACAUGAUAACAAAGAAACAACCUUAAUAACAGCACUAUAAUUAUUAUUAUUUUUUUUUUAUUUCUAAUUUUUACACAGCCAAUUACCCAACCCACUCAUUAGGACUCCCCCUAUCAGUAGUGAUGCCCCAACACCAGGCCACCACCUUUUUUCGAACUGCUACUGAAGCAGCAUAGCCGUGUAGCAGCACAGCGCACUUGGAGGAAAGCGAAGCGACUCAUUUUUUAAUACAUCAGCUCACAGACUUCUUUGAAGAGCACCAUAUACACACCCGGAGAGAGCAAGGCCAAUUGUGCCCUCUCAGGGCUCCGGUAGCCGAUGGCAAGCUACAUGAACAGGAUUCGAACUUGUGAUCUCCUGAUCAUAGUGGCAGCACUUUAGACCGCUGGACCACUCAGAGCCCAAAAAACAGCACUAUUAGAGAAGUACUGGUACGAUUGCUUUAUACAGAAAAGUGUUGCUUCAACAUACCGGUUACUGCCUAUAUGGAAAUUAUAGUUGUAAUAAGCCUAUUUUGAGUACAUUAUUUCCCUGGUCUUACAAAAAAAAAAAAAAAACUCAUUUUCAAAAGCUCCACCUAUUCAGCCUACCACAGUUUAGCCACUUCAUACUGCAGCCCAGGGGUGUAGCUAGCCCUUUUUAGGGCUGCUCAAAACAAAAAUAUUGCAGUCUCCCCUUGCUACACAAAUGGUAUGAUCCAUUUUUGUCUCUCCAUGCUGCUAUUCACUAAUUAAUGUUACAGAAUAAUAGAAGAGAUGAGACGAGAUGAGGUGAUAUUUCACUCCCAAUGUGUGUGUGUGUGUUGCUUCCUACUUUUAUCUAUUUAAAUUAGUCCAGGUAAUGAACAGUGCAGCAGUGAGGGGAAUGUUUAAUAAAAAUACAUAACAAUGUGUUCUUGUGCCCAACAGUUUUAUCUUCUGGUGCUGGGUUUGAUGGGGACCCAGCAACUCUAAAACUCUAAAAGAGUCCUGAAGUCACCCCUGCUGCAGUUCUCAGGAGUGUAUUAGCUUUGAGUCAGAUCAAAUCAAAUCAAAUUUAUUUGUAUAGCGCUUUUUACAACUGGUGUUGGCACAAAGCAGCUUUACAGAAAACAUGAUCACAGGACAAACAAUCAGGCAAAACAUUAAACAUAGAAAAUACAGAAUACAGAACCCCCAAUGAGCGCUUAUAGAAUACUUAUGGAUUGAGACGCAAAAUAAGAGUUUAAGCAAUCAGAACAGAGUUUGUUCCUCAGUUUGCAUUCAAUCUUAAAUAAUAUAAUGCAGCCUGUUUAAUUCUAAACGGUUUAAAAAAUGUACAAUUGAGUUUUUUGGAACAUAAAAUCACUUGAAAAUCACAAGUGGACCUUAAGGAAACAAUGUUAUGCAAGACAAAUGUAGGAUAUGGGUGCUUAAAAAUAUUCUGUGCAUAUCUUCUGGGAAAUGUUAUGGUGUAAUUAAAAGGCUACUCUGUCUUGUUUGGGGAGACAAACAAUCCAGGCUCCUCAGAUGCUCGGAUUGUGCUCGGUGCCAAUUUGUAAGACAAUGUGACGGCCACGCGGAAUUGAUAUGGAAAUGCAUAAACACCGAAAAGCCUCUGAGUGUGACUAGUCCGCUAUCAAGAUCAACAGCGGCGGCAAACAUUGGCAACCGUUCAAUGGAGACGAGGCUGUUCACUCAUUCAGAGAGGAAGCGUACAAUGCACGUCAGUGUUGUUCAGACAAAGAGGCUGUGGGACCACACUGUGUAUCCAGGGACAGGGAUAUGGGUAUACUAUCAAUCAGUUUGAUUGACAGGCGGUUCACAUCAGCUUUGCACAUUUGCACAAAAAAAAAGACUUAAGAAAAUAAUUGUCAUUUUUGGUGUAAAGAUUUACACUUGCCUGAAAUGAUACAUGUGUACUGUUUAAAAAUUUGUAACAAUUGUAUAAUGAACAGGUAUGCCUAUGAAUUGCUGUGCUAAGUACUGAAAAUAACCUUUUUUUCGAUUUUUACAGUAAAAGAUAAAGCAAAACCAGGUUUUUAUACCUUACCUCACUUCACCUCAUAUUUCAUGUUGUUGGACGCACAAAAAAAAAGAAAAGGACUUGAACAGAACCGCAGCUCGUCUUUGAUUGAUGUGCAUGAAAAUUAUAUAUUGCUCAUAACAUAUAUUGCUAUAUAUGGACAUUUAACAUAACAUGGGACAAAAAACUGUAUUUGGACCACAGCCUGGGAUACGCACAAGCAUUCACAUGAUAUGGAUAACUCUUAUUGUAAGGGUAUUCUAAUGUAGGAGUAUCUUUCUAUGAACGAGACCAAAUUACAUUUAAUUAUUUUUUUUUUUUUCAUUUCAUCACGUUCCAAGACUGAUUGUUAAUUAAAUGUUUUAUUGGUGAAUGAGAUAAAUGUAAUCAUAAACAUAAACUGUCACA